GUGCCAAGCUGCUGUAAUUUAGCGGGCUUAUAUACCUGUUCCUGUUUCUGGCUCCAGGCUGCUCGUAAUUUGGUUGAUGGGGAAACUGCUUGGCACGCAAUAGAUGUUAUUAGUAGCCCAUGAAACACCUGAAGAAAAAAAGAUUCGAAUAGCAAGUGGGGCUGCUGCAGGAAGUAGAGUUCCUAAGAGAGACCGAGGUUGCCCUUAAUACACCCCAAAGAGAGAAGUGUGAGACGCGGAGUGAAUAUAUAUUCGGUGGAUGAUGGAGGAGCAGGAGGCGGCCCCUGGCCAGUGAGAGGUGACCUGUGACGUCAGGAACACGUCCACCUUAGCUACUACGUACUCGCCAGUGUCUCUUCUGCUCCUCCACUCUCUCUCUCUUGGCAGGACCUAGGCUCGUUCAACUUGGGAGAGAAGACGAAAGAAAAUAAAUCCGAGUCCACUCCGACAAAGCAGGAACACUUUGGAAAAUGUAAUCUUUGUAUGUGAUGGAUCCCAGCUUGAAUCUGUUUACAGAUCCACGUAUGUUUGGAGGAAGCAUGAUGCAGGAAUAUUAGUUAAAAGUACACAGAAUGCAAGAUGUUUUUCAGGAGCUAUGAAGCAGAAACUCUGUGCUUGCUUGGAUCAACUGAAAUUUAUACGAUAUUUAUACUUUGGUUGAUUUAGUUUGGUUUGAGACGGAGUCCUUUAUUAGAACAAGUCAUGCUUCCUCGAUUGCUUAUAAGAGGACUGGCAGAAAAGCACCGUGCAAGCACAAAUGUGCUUGCUGCUCAUCUGAGGUAUUCUCAAGAGCACUACCAUAGCAACUGGGAGCAACAAAGAAGGCAUAAACGCCAUGUGGCAGCUACCCUUAUUGGGGCAGGGGCUGGUGUCGCUCUCUGGCUCAACUUUAACCGUCAAGCAGAUGCUGCCAGUUCACUCACGGAAACAGACAAGGACCUGGACAAAUUUGGAGCUUACCAGAAUGGAUUACCCGAGUACACUCAUGAUGACGUAUCCAAGCAUACCACCAUGAAAGAUCGUGUAUGGGUAUCAUACCGUCAUGGAGUGUAUGAUAUUACUGACCUUAUUCCAAAGCACCCAGGUGGAGAUACAAUUAUGAUGGGUGCUGGUGGGUCUGUGGAGCCUUUCUGGGCACUGUAUGCAGUUCACAAGAACCCGCAUGUUUUAGAAUGGUUCGAGACUUACAGAAUAGGAAAUUUGGCUCCUGACGAUGUUGGUGCCUCAGUCAAAGAUAUGAGUGAUCCGUACAGCAACGAGCCAAGAAGGCAUGUAACACUGAAGCCUUCUUCUAAGAAACCUUUCAAUGCAGAGCCACCUGUAUCUUUACUGGUGGAUAAUCUAAUCACUCCCAAUGAGCUGUUUUAUGUGCGAAAUCAUCUGCCCGUUCCGGAUGUUGAUGAAGCAAAUUAUGAACUGGAGAUAUAUGAUGAAGGCACACAGAAAGAGAAGACCUUCAAACUUGCAGAUAUUAAGAAAUACCCAAAAUAUACCAUCACUGCUGCUAUUCAAUGUGGUGGUAACCGGAGAUCAGAGAUGGCCAAGGUAAAGCCAGUGAAAGGCUUGAGUUGGGGCCAAGCUGCUAUUGGAAAUGCAACUUGGAGUGGGACACGCCUUUGUGAUGUUUUGAAAGACAUGGGUGUUCAGGAAGGUAAAACCAAUGCUCUGCACAUUCAGUUUGAGGGCUUAGACACUGAUCCUGCCAGUAUGCCUUAUGGUGCAAGUAUUCCCAUUGAGAAGGCAUUAGAUCCUCAUGGGGAUGUUAUUCUGGCAUACGAGAUGAAUGGAGAGCCUAUUUCUCGAGAUCAUGGUUAUCCUCUUCGUGUUAUUGUGCCUGGAGUUGUUGGAGCUAGACAUGUUAAAUGGCUUGGAAGAAUUAUUGUAUCGAAAAAGGAAUCUGAUGCACAUUGGCAACAAAAUGACUAUAAAGGAUUUGCACCAAAUGUAGAUUGGGAUACAGUUGAUUUUACUAAGUCUCCUGCAAUUCAAGAACUUCCAGUCAUCUCUGCAAUUUGUGAUCCUGUAGAGGGAGAGAAAGUUAAAGUUGUGGAUGGCAAAAUUAAAAUUAGAGGGUAUGCUUGGAGUGGAGGAGGUAGAAAAAUCAUCAGAGUUGAUGUUUCUGGUGAUGGUGGAAAGAACUGGCAAGAAGCUGAUGUGUUGGAGUCCGACGACAACCGCCACCCUCGGGCCUGGGGCUGGACUCUAUGGUCUGCAGAAAUACCUGUUCUUAAUAAGGGGUCAACGACACAGGUUUGUGUCAAGGCAGUUGAUUCUCAAUAUAAUACACAGCCAGAGAACUUUGAGAAUAUAUGGAACCUCCGUGGAGUCCUGGCCAAUGCUUAUCACAGAGUAAAUAUUACAUUAGUAAAAUAGGUGCAGUAUGUUGGAGAACCUUCUAGAAAUAUAGUAAAAUAAUUAUAAUUUAGAAGACUAAAAUGCACAAUACAAAUCAUAUUAUAUUCUGUAAUAGUACUGUAUCCUUUCAUGUGUAUAAAAUGUGAGUUGUAAUGUAUAAAUGUUAAAAGCUUUAAGUCUGGCAAGUGUACAAUUUUUCAAGCAGAAAAUAUAUUUCCUUUGAGAAGUACUUUAUUAAUAAACAAUUGUGUACACUAGGGUGUUUCAUGUCUAUAGGGUAAAAUGUCAAGUUAAAGAAAUUAUUUUAUUGCUUUUGCAGUGCAAAAUAUAUUUAGUUGAAAUAUGUGAGAAUUACAGUACUUGUUUAUGAAUAAAAAAUGACAUGAGCAUUGUAAUAACACUGGUACAAUAAUUAUGAGCAAAUCUGUAGGGGCCAUGUGAUGAGGGUUCGAAGCUGUGCUCUGGGUGUUCCCCGGCACACGCUCUAGACAACUAGGGCAUGACAUGGUCAAUAGGAUUGUAACCUGGGGUACUACCAUGUUAUGGCAUAGUUGUCUAGAGCGUGUGCCUAGGAACACUCGGCGCAUAGGUUCGAACCCUCAUCGUGGCUUGUACAGAUUUGCUCAUUGAUGCAUCAUGGAAGUGUUAUUACUCAAUAAUAAUAAUAAUAUAAAUAAUAGGAUUAUUAUUUAUUUGCACAAAGAAGUUGUAUUAGCAUGAUGUAUCGAUGAAAGUCGGUAUUGGGAGUACCCAGAGCCAAGGUUUGAAUACUCAUGGCUCCUGAUUUUUCUCAUUACUGUAUUAAGAUAUAAAAGAUCAGUUACAGUGGUUACUUGGUAAGUACAGUAUUUGUAUCUUUUAUAAAGGCAUGAGUUACAUGCAGCAUUUCAUGCAUAACAUGGUGAAUUGAGAUUUAAGUUUAUUGGGGGCAAUGCCUAAUACUGUAGCUCACUUUCAUAUAUUAUAUAGUAUUACUAAUACAUGUGAAUUCUUAAAUUUAGUGAUGUUAUGGCUUUAAAAAUUGCUUUAAUAAUAAAUUUGAUUGUUGAGUAAACUCUUAAUAUCUGAAGUAUUUUAUAGCUGUACUUUGUGUGUAAAUUUGUUCCCAUUUGUUGCCUUUAUAAAACUUAGAUUCACUUUGUUAAUCAUAUUCUUGGUAAGACGUGAUACAUUUUGAGUGCUCUUGUUGGGUAUUUUAGGAGCAAUAGACAUUUACAGGACAGCAUGCAGUGAUUGGUGAUCAUGUAUGUAAGAUCAUGUAUGUAAACAGUUACUAUAGUGUAAUUUGCCAUUGUUACAUUCUAUGUUGCUUUUAAAACUUUUGUUGAGAAGUUUGACACUACCAUUUUUGACAUUGGCCUACAUUAUUUAAAUAAAUUUUACAAAAAAUUGGGAAUUGUGGUAGUGUGGCUCAAAAUAUGAAAUGCUGACCAAUUUAGGCAAUUAUGAAUAUGGGUAAAUGGCAUUUAUUAUAAAAAAUAAAUAAAAUAAAAUGUUUAUUUAGGUAAGGUACAUGCAUACAAUAAAUUUUUACAAAGAUUGGUUGACUUAUAGGUAGAGCUAGUAUAUACAAUGCCUAAAGCCAUUAUUGACGGUAUGGGUCCAUAUUGGUAGUAUUAAGUGGAUGUCCUUGGGUAAUUCUGUAACAAGAUUCCAUGACAGUAACAAGCACUAUGCUGCACAGUGUAGUAGCAAACUUUGGUGAGUUUUAGUUCAGUUCUUGCUCCAUUGUAUAUACAUAUAGUUCAGAAUAUUUUCUAAAAAUAGUAAAUAUUAGUUCCAAAAAUAUAAUAUAUUUUAAUGUAUUCC
Messenger RNA from Procambarus clarkii (red swamp crayfish), 4164 nucleotides. RefSeq names its product sulfite oxidase (gene shop). Lineage: Eukaryota; Metazoa; Arthropoda; Malacostraca; Decapoda; Cambaridae. The record is from RefSeq and is a predicted model, not a curated record. Gene Ontology annotation, molecular function: sulfite oxidase activity; molybdopterin cofactor binding; heme binding. Gene Ontology annotation, cellular component: mitochondrion. Gene Ontology annotation, biological process: sulfur compound metabolic process.